UUUGAUGUUAGUGAUCAGCCGAAAUUCCCACAAAUGUUCUCAGCUGCUCGGGAUGUACGAAUGCGGGAGCGGAUAAAACGGCCAGACAUAGAACCUUAACCAGGCUUUACCUUAUAACUCGGCACACCACCCAACCCCCUCCCUUCUCACCGAUCGCAUUCCAUCCGUGAGCCUCACUUUCGUCAUCAGAAGAGUAACGACAUCCAGUACAAUCAUCCAUUCACCACACUUUGUUAACAGCGAUCCUCCCAAAAAUCGCUCUCAAAAUGGUGUCCGAAAUCCACGUCAUCUCCAAGCGGGACCUCUCCAAGCACGAGACUCUCGCCGUCGACCUGCCCAUGCCCCAACUGGCCGAGUCUUCCGUCCGCAUCCGCACAUCGCUGAUCGGCAUCACAUCCAACAACUUCACAUACGCAAAGCUGGGCGACAUGCUGCAGUGGUGGAGCACAUGGCCGGUCCCCCUGGAUGCGCCGGCGCCGUACAACAACCGGGACGAGUGGGGCAUCGUCCCGGCAUGGGGCUUCGCGAGGGUGCUCGAGUCAACCAUCGAUGCCAUCCCGGCCGGCGGCCUGCUCUACGGGUUCUGGCCCACCUCCUCCCACCCUGCCGACUUGAAGCUCGAGCCGGCCCAGCCCAAGGGACACUUCCGCGAGGUCAGCCAGCACAGACGGGGGCUGGGGAGCCUGUACAACCGCUACAACCUCGUCGACGAGUCUGCGCACUCGGAGGAGUUCCGGGCGUGGUUCGCCAACGUGUACGCCGUCUGGAACGGCGGCUACGUGAUGAACCGGUUCACCUUCCCCACCGAUUUCAAGCCGGUCCAUCCGCUCGGCGAGGGCGCCGGGGAGUGGACCGAAAAGGACGGGGACCUGAGCUCGGCCGUGGUCGUGAGCCUGUCCGCGGCGAGCAGGACGGCAAGGUCUUUCACCUGGAACCUGGCCCGCAACCGCAAACCGACAAACGGGCCGCUGGCUCUCCUUCAGGCCACCUCUGUGCCGCAGACCCUGACGCCCGCGCCAGAGGCCGAGUUCGAGACAAAGACGGUCGACUACGGGACGCUCGUCUCAAAGGAGACCAUCGACUGGAUCGCCAAGUUCCAGCCAAAGCGCGUCGUCAUCACGGACUUUGGGGGUCCCCCCAAAGUCACCGACGGGCUGCGGGACGCCCUCAAGGCAGUGUUCGCGGAGUCGACGGACAUCGUCGUCUUCAUAGUCGGAGGCGAGCCCAAGGUCACGUCCCCGGAAGAGACCCAAGCCAACAUGGCGCUGUGGAAGAAAUGGGGCAUCGUCCAGCUCAACACGACGGGUGUCGUGGACGCCGGGAUUGCCACCGAGGGCGCGGAGCAGUAUUUCCGAGAAGCCGCCUCCGCUUUCGAGCAAUCUUUCAACGAGAAAAUCGUCGGAGAUCUCGAGCUGUCGCUGGGGAGCGGAGUGGGCGGCACGAACGGGGUUGAGACGGCGUGGGAGGGUAUCGUCCAGGGGACCUUGUCACUCAGCAAGGCAUGGGUAUACCGACUGGAUUGAGACGAUUGCCGGUGGUAGCCGGUGCCGCUCAUCCCGAUUUGUUGUAGAGAUUUAUUAGUAGCAAGCAUGACGGUUUCGGGGUCCGAGGUAUUUUGAUUCUGGUCGUCAGACUUUCGUCUUUGGGCAAAUACUUGAUCAUCCGAUUUCACAGCCGCAAGACUCAUUCAACUUUUUUUUUUCAAUGACAGUUCGGUUACGCCCAUAAAAGGAUUUAUAGUAGCCUUCCGU
Molecule: messenger RNA, 1751 nt
Organism: Colletotrichum destructivum
Lineage: Eukaryota; Fungi; Ascomycota; Sordariomycetes; Glomerellales; Glomerellaceae
Exons: 1
Coding region: 267-1523 (418 amino acids)
Source: RefSeq, a predicted model, not a curated record